CGCAAAAGCUAGAGCCAACCUUGUAUAUUCUUAGACAUGGCGGGAAUAUUAAUAUUCUCGGUUUUGCUGUCAAUUGCAACUUUAUUGGUGACCGUUUUUGCUACUCCUGAUGGCCAUCCUUUUACACCUCGAGAGCGGACACCUAGUUCGGGAAAGUAUAGAUCUGAGCAUAGAAUUGAUUGCGAAUAUAAAUGCGAAUUACCAGGAAAAUAUCCAUUUUGUGGUAAAAAUGGUUGUCAAUAUACUGGUCUCAUGGAACAAGAAUGCCUCAUCAAAAACUGUGGAUUUAAAGUUGAAAAGGAUUAUGACGGAAAUUGCAAGAAGCCUGCACCUGUAGAUGUCGUCUGUCCAAUACGGUCGAAAGGAAGAAAGCACCCGGGACGACCCAAGAAGCCUCCUCUUCCAAACCAUUGA
Belonocnema kinseyi is the source of this 414-nucleotide messenger RNA. RefSeq lists its product as uncharacterized. The coding region runs from base 37 to 414 and encodes 125 amino acids. Lineage: Eukaryota; Metazoa; Arthropoda; Insecta; Hymenoptera; Cynipidae. The transcript has 5 exons. The record is from RefSeq and is a predicted model, not a curated record.